AAUGGCAAUUUUCAAGCUAACUAUGGCGCCAUUCAGUUGAAUUUUUAUCCACAAGCCAACCUCCAUUUCCAACACUCAACGGAGUCUUCAGAUAUAGCUUGGAAAUCUGCUUUUGGGUGCCGCGAAUGGUGGAUAUUGAGAAAACAUUUAAGAAAAGUUUUGCCUUAACUUACACCCCAAUGGAGUCAUUUUCGAAGCGAACGUUUGCGGCAGGAAGUCGUCAAGCCCCGGACCCAUACGAUCAAUUUUUGGAGCAUGAGGGAUUCUACCGUAAACAUACGGCCCGUGAUUCCACUUGCUUGUUCCGAGUAGUCUCGGAACAGGUAUUCGAUGUGCAACUGUACCAUGAUAAGGUUAGAGCCGAUUGUGUUCAAUUCAUGCGCAAAAGACCAGAUCUUUACGAACACAAAAUUAAAGGCAAUUACGAUGAAUACCUAGACGAAAUGAGUAAGUUCAGGUCUUAUGGCUCGUUUAUAGAACUGAAUGCUUUGGCGCAUGUUUAUCGGCGUAAUGUGUUACUUUUCGAACCAUAUAAUUGCGGCACGUGGUUCGUCAAAUGCGAAUCCUAUGAAGACACCUUAUUGGUGUUUUUCUCGCCGGAAAAGCAUUUUGAUUCAAUAUUCCCUACGACAUUUAUUGAACAAGCAGCUUAUUGCCAGGCUUUAGUGUACGAACUACUUUAUGUUCGAGUAUUCAAACUUCCAGAUGUUAUGUAUUCCGUUGAACGCAUGUUACAUGAUCCCGAAGGUAAAGCCAUGAAAAUCGUACAAGGCGCGGAUAAAAAUGGCGACAUAGUAGAAGAAAAGAUCCUUACCUCUGAAGGAAGCGAGUUCAUUCUUGACACUCCGGAAGCGACAGAAUGCGUAUUAGACAACUAUCGACUAUGCCACUUCCAUAAUAGAGAAAAUUUCGCACAUAUCGUUGAUGUCUAUCGAACCAAACGUUCGGAUAAAAUAGUUAAAGAGAUUCGAAAUGUUAAUCACAACGGUUCACGGGGUCCUAUUUCGCGAGAACUUGUUCUUGUGAAUCCUAUGUUAUGUGAAAAGAAAAUUUCAUGUGUGCGUCAGCUGUUGAAGGAAGGCAUAACUCCUUUCCCCUAUAAGGUGGCGAAGGCAUUGGAUCCAAACAUUUAUCGCAACAUCGAAUUCGAUUCGUGGAGUGACAUUCGCAGGGAGCUCAAAUACAGGAGUUGGUACUUUAGCAGCAAUGAUUUGCAGGUUGGUGUGCGAUGUUUGGUGAAAUUGAACGAUCAUGAUGAACGUCUUUUACAUGGUUACAUCCAAGAGAUGAAACCUAGUAAUGGACCCUGUGUCGUUUACCUAGAGGAACUUGCCGAAUGUCGUUCGGUACCAUAUGAAAAACUGCGACCAAUGGCUACAGAUCAUUCUAAACCAUGGAACUAUGCACACAAAACUCGAAAAAUUUUGGAAGAUAAAACCACGAAGCGGAAAUUUCAUGCUAAAUUUUAUGAUGUACCAAAAGCUAAGCAGAUAGAUGAUGACUUAAAAGGCUACAUGACUUGCUGCGGGACAGACAAAUCGUGUUGCUACACAUUAAGUCGUUAUAAUGAAAUGCACAAUUUCCAUGCCCCCCCAAUUGAGAUGGUUGUUAUGCCAUUUGCAAUAGAUGAGAACAAUAAAAAAAUCCAAACAAAUGGAAACAGAGAUGUUAACAAAAGCGAUGAAACUGAUACUCAAACGGAAAUUGAUACCACGGAUUGUUCAUCAUCUGGAUUCUACGAUACCUAUUCAACUACAAGCGUACCUGGUAACCAUCCACUGUUCUGUUACUCGUAUUCCGAUACCUUUCCAUACGAUGCAACCGCAACGAAUGUUUAUCCACAACCAUACUCUACACAACCUUGUGCUUAUGCUGCUCCUGGUCCAUUUUCUUGUCCUUUUUAUGGAUCAUUGGGCCCAUUAGCUGCUGUAACUUCAAAUACGGUUCUACCAACAGUAAGGUACAGCGAAGGAAUACCGAAUUUCAAUGCUCCUCAAAGUAUUGUUCCAAAUGGAAGCGACAUGCCAUUGGAUGAUUUGAUUACCUUGAGAUAUUUUUACAAUCUUGGUAUUGAAUACUUUCGUCAAAAUCAAUUCCGCAUGCUUCCGCCACCAGUUCCUGUGUCCUUUGAAAUGGCACAUGCUCUUCCAAGCAUAGGAGAGUCUUUUACCAAUGAAGAAGACGAUGGAAGAAAGCUAGAAAAUGAUUUCGAAAAAAAAUUAAAUGUUACUUCGAGUAGCAUUGAAAAUAACGGAAACAAUCAACCAUCAAGACAACGAGGAACGAGUAUUGGAACAACGAAAAAUGAAAAUAAUUCUUCAGCACAGCAAAAAUACACGUAUAUGGCUAAGAGCACCAAUAAAAAAAUGUCCGACCAGAAAACUUCUCGAUCCAGAGCAAAUGCUGAAAAUAACCCCUCUAGAGUAUCUCCUUUGUUGAGUAAUAAGCAGUCAACUCAAUCAACUGCUGUGGAUAAUAGUAAUGAUCCCGCACAGAUAUAUUACGGUCCUACGCAUCCUGCUAUAAACCCUUAUCCGAUUGGAGUACCACUGUACACCAACAUGGAUACCUUGACACCACAAGGAACAUGCUACGUACCGACUUACGUAGUACAUCCCUAUGGAACUAUUAUGACUCAAGGAGGAAUAGUUGCACCCCCUCCACCAGAAAUGGUUAUGCAUGAACAUUUACCAACCAGUCCUGCUGACGAUAUUUCUGAACCUCACGGAUCUCAAUUUGGCACCCAUUAUCCAUCUAUGAUAUAUGGCCAACCACAACAUCCACAGGGUUAUACCAUUUGGGGAUAUCCACAACCACAACCAAUCUUCAGCAGCACGAGCAGCAACAACGAGGAGAGAGAUAAUGAUUCUGGUAAUGUCACCCAAUAGGUUUUUGGAUCGGUUUUUAAUUUUUAAACUCAAUGUCAGUUUUCUUCCAUCGCCAGUAGCUUAUCAAAAAUAUAACACAAUUGUAGAUGUAAGAUGUCAUGUCUGAAGUUAAGCAUCCUUUCUAAUGUUAAUGUUCACUAAUAAUUAGAUUUCAAUUCACAUAACCUACAUUUAUAUGCAUUCCUAUAUUUUGAAAAUGUU
This is a messenger RNA of Aedes aegypti (yellow fever mosquito), 3089 nucleotides long. RefSeq names its product protein ovarian tumor locus. The record is from RefSeq and is a predicted model, not a curated record. The transcript is spliced from 13 exons. Lineage: Eukaryota; Metazoa; Arthropoda; Insecta; Diptera; Culicidae. Bases 126 to 2888 code for a protein of 920 amino acids. Gene Ontology annotation, biological process: protein deubiquitination. Gene Ontology annotation, molecular function: cysteine-type deubiquitinase activity.